AUGUCUACAAUAAUAUUUCGUUUUAGACCGAAAUUUAGCCGUUUUUGUCUUGGUGCGUGUGUUAGAGAAAAAAGUGUUUGGACCAGUGAGAAGAUUUUAGCUUCGGCUUCUAAAGAAGUUGACAUACCGAACUUAACAGUGGAUCAGUACCUGUUUAGCAAUUUAGAAAAAUGGGCAACUAAGACUGCUGUGAUCUGUGGCCAAACAAAUAGACAGUACACAUAUGAGGAGGUGUACAAGAAAUCAAGAAUCUUUGCCGCCAAUUUGAGAAGAAAGUUCAAAAUCAAAGAUGGCGACGCCGUUACUGUUUUACUGCCAAAUGCGCCUGAGUUUCCCAUCAUCACGUUCGGUAUUCUUGCUGCCGGUGGUGUGGUUACGACUAUGAACCCUGUUUAUACUGCAUACGAAAUCCAGCGGCAGAUUCUUUUAUCAGAGACAACACUCAUUAUAACUAAUGAAGAUUUAGUUCCAACAGUGAAAGAAGCUUUGAAACUAGCAGAGAAAGACUUUCCGAUAAUCUCCUUAAAUCUUAAAAAUAAACCAGAAGGAACAGCUUCGUUCAAAGAAUUGAUUGAUGAUGACCAUGUUGAUUUAAGUGUCUUAAAAGAAGUUAAUAGAAAACAUGAUGAUGUAGCGUUUUUGCCAUACUCUAGUGGCACUACUGGGCUGCCUAAAGGCGUACAGCUGAUUAACAGAAAUAUUGUAGCAAACUGCGAACAACAGAAUACUGAUUUUAGACAGUAUGAAUAUACUACUGAGUCACAUCAAGACAGUACUUUGGUGGUGCUGCCAUUGUUCCAUGUAUACGGGUUGAGUAUCUGCAUGUUACAUAAAAUGUCUGUUGGUAUGAAGCUGGUGACUCUGCCAAAAUUCCAACCAGAUAUGUUCCUGAACGCGAUGCUAGCAAAUAGAAUCGACUUGAUGUAUUUGGCUCCACCAAUGGUCAUGUUCCUCGGUGCAUAUCCUCAAGUGACGGCAAAGCAUCUGGAACAUGUGAGGGCAGUGACGUCAGGAGCUGCGCCUUUACCUUCUGCGGAUAUUCAGAGACUCUUUGAAAAGGCUGAGAGAGAAAUCCAGUUCUGCCAAGGUUAUGGUUUGACAGAAACGUCUCCUCUGAUCAGUCUGACUCCCUUUGGUGAGAAGACAUAUGAAGACGUCGGAUAUUUACUGCCAAACAUGUAUUGCAGAAUCGUCGAUGAAAAGAUGAAUAAUUUGGGACCUGGUGCGGUUGGAGAACUUCUAGUUAAAGGACCGAACGUAAUGAAAGGGUAUUUGAAGAAUCCACAAGCUAAUAGUGAAGUAUUUGUCGAUGGAGACUGGUUUAGAACUGGGGAUCUGGCGAAAAUUAAUGAAACUGGAUUGAUUACCAUUGCUGAUAGGCUUAAGGAACUGAUUAAGGUGAAAGGCUACCAAGUACCACCGGCAGAGUUGGAGAACGUGCUAAAAGAACAUCCAGCAAUUCUGGAUGCGGCUGUUGUUGGAGUACCUGACACGGUCACGGGAGAAAGACCACGAGGCUUCGUAGUCUUAAAGCCAGAAGCCAAAGCGAAUGACAAAGAUAUAAUGGAAUUUGUCAGCAAAAGAGUAGCACCAUACAAGAAGAUUAAUGAAAUAACAUUCCUAAAAGAAAUUCCAAAAAAUCCAUCAGGGAAAAUCCUUAGGAAAUCUUUGAAAGAACAGUAUUGUAAAUAA
This is a messenger RNA of Spodoptera littoralis (African cotton leafworm), 1692 nucleotides long. Lineage: Eukaryota; Metazoa; Arthropoda; Insecta; Lepidoptera; Noctuidae. The record is from the annotation of a GenBank genome assembly.